AUUCCUUUCGAUCUUGUCGAGCCAUAUCGUUCGAUUCUCGCUUUUCUCACAACCGACCACGAAUUUCAGGUUGCGGUUCAGCGCAAGUCAUACAGUCCAAUCCAAUCCAAUACAAAGUAACUGCAUUUGCUUCAAUAACCAUGGCCACUGUCGUUGACCCCUCCAAAGCCCCGGUGGAAAUGAUCGAGGACAUCGAGGCCGCCGAGGAAGCCGGAGACACCGAGCAGAUCCUGGCGUACCUCCGUUUCGCCUCGUCGGAGGACCGCCGGAACGAGGAGGGCGAGGACGAAGAGUACGUCUGGACCGAGGUCUCCGAGGAAGCCCUGGACGCCUUUUACCGGCUGGUCAAGGCCAGCAAGGAGCUGGGUGCUUCCGCGGCCCUGUCGCACCUGGCCGACGUUUUUGCGGCCCUCGGGGCGUGGAAGGAAGAGGAAGCCAUCGUGGAGGUGGCGCUGGGGUGCAUCGUGGCCGUGGCGUCCAGGGCGGGCAAGGACGAGGGCGACGGUUCCAACAGCGACGACCGGGCCGGCGCCCUUUCCGUUGGACUCGUUCUGGACACCAUGAAGGAGUUUGCCGACGAGCCGACCAUCCAGGAGCAGGCGUGCCUGGCCAUCGAGGGCCUGGCCCUGUGGAGGGACGACUGGAAGGCCGCCCUCGGCGAGGCCGAGGGGAUCCAGGACGAGCUUGCUGCCGCACGGGGGGAGCGCAUCACGAACGAGCGCAACAAGGCGUACCCCCUCCGCGCCGCCAAAGCCCUGGGCAUCGAGCUCGACGAGGCGUAGGGCGGCGGUGCCGUGCGGGCGGCACGGUGGUUCGAUGCACCACGAGAUCUACCGCGACGGAGGCUUCCGCACGAGCCACUGGAGCGCAGAAAACCAAGGUCGGUCGGUCGCAAACGACGGCGAAUGGAGGCGAACCGAUCGAACGAAACGGGAUUGGUGCAACAGCAAAAAAAAGGGCCAAAUGUAUCUGUCAAAACACCGGACUUGCUAGUACUACAGUACCGUGCCUUUGUUCUGUCCGGACAAGCAAUGGUUCCCACCAUCGGUGUGUGCCAUGCGCCAUCGGGUUUGUCCUUUCUGCGAAUGCGAACGGAACGACUCAAAACUCCUAUUCUGUACACACUUUGUUUGUUUGUUCGGUGGGUCCAACAACGGUUGCAAAUGCUGGUCGUCGAUGCUAUAAAUAUAGAGCUAAAGAACAAAUAGAAGAAACUACAGCCUUGAUUCCUAGAGGAAGACUACUCAGUGGUACUGCUUCUCGUAUCGAACGACAUUUGCAACUCAUUCGUGCUACAUUCCAGAAUGCACGGAAUAAGUCGGACGUCCGUGCUACGUGUUUCCAGAGCGAAGAAGGCAGGGUGAUAUCUGUGCAAAAUGCAUUUACGGUUAUUAUCAAGAAUUUGUUACUGCUCAAAUAAUAAAUGUAUGUUCCGUUGCGGUCAGUAUCUGGAAGGAGCCAACUAGACGGUUUUUCCACCUCGACGGUCUCCGCUGCCAGCACCACAAUCAAAAUCAAUCCACAUAUCUACAUACACAGGCGCGACGUUUGCCUGUUUGUUCUUACUCCUCGUACGAAAUAUCGACCGUGAUCGUUCCGUUCGCCCGCAACAGGUUUCGGUCGAUGGUCUUCUCGAUGCGCUUGGGCGAGGACGAGAUGCCCUCGUGCUCGAGCUUGAUCUUGCACCAGCCCGCCUUGUCGUCCUUGGAACCAAUGUCCGAGUCAUAGACGCGGAGGGUCAGGACCAUGUUGUCGAGGGUAGGGAUGUUGAAGUUGAAGGAUUCGUUCCAGACGGGGUUGACGUCGCCCUGCUUGACCGAGGUCUUUUGGUACCCAUAGUCCUUGUCUCGAAUCUAAAUCGAACGAACGAACGAGAGAAGAACAAAACAAAAAACAUGCG
Messenger RNA from Pseudo-nitzschia multistriata, 1900 nucleotides. The record is from the annotation of a GenBank genome assembly. Lineage: Eukaryota; Bacillariophyta; Bacillariophyceae; Bacillariales; Bacillariaceae.